Molecule: messenger RNA, 510 nt
Organism: Dicrocoelium dendriticum
Lineage: Eukaryota; Metazoa; Platyhelminthes; Trematoda; Plagiorchiida; Dicrocoeliidae
Source: the annotation of a GenBank genome assembly
AUGCAGCACAUUCUAACUGACGUUUCCAGCUUGAACAUGCUGAUCGAAAUUCGUCUACGUUGUCUGCGCCUUAUUGAAAAAUGGAUCUCUACACAUCAUCCAGAACCAACUAAGCUUCUGUCAACUACUGCUCAUCUAAAUGAUGAGUGGGCUGCUCCCUCCCCUAUCACAGACAUCAGCGUAUCGUCCGUGUCUGGUCUUGUUCCGCAUCCGCUAUCCUCCAAGUCGAUGAGCUUGUGGGAUGAAUUAUUCCGUGAACUCUUCCUCUCCCGAAUAUCGAACUUAUGUGGACAAGCAUUAGACAACGUUCUAAAGGAGUGGACCACCGAGGUGCUGGAGUUAAUGGAGACUGCCUCUAAGGAUAUGACGUCCGCUUCGCAGACCACGGAUCGCAUGAACUCAGCAGAAGUAGGCUUUCGCUUUGACGGCUGUUUUGUGAUGUAUUUGUUACAGUAUUUUGCUUUUAGCGUGGCUCUCUUUUCAGCUGCAUAUCGGUCACUGAAUAUUUGA